AUGGUUCAACAGCCAUCAGCAGGAGAAUCCGCCGGCCCUGUGGUCAAAGGCGUCGUUCCUACAGCAAGCCAAGCCUUCAAGGACCUCUUCAUCUGGAGGCAGCGCGUCGUCAUCACAAAUGAACAUGGCGAAGAAACAACAGAAUGGAGGGACCCCGAUCCAAUCCAGAACCCCAUCAGCUUGAUGGCUCAAUUAUCCGGCAAAGAUUGGAUCUUUUUCCUUGUCGGCUUCUGCGCCUGGACCGCUGAUGCUUUCGACUUCCACGCCCUCUCAAUCCAGACAAAGAAGCUGUCUCUCUACUAUGACACCAGUAAAACCUCAAUUACCACCGCCAUCACCCUCACCCUACUCCUCCGCUCUGUCGGAGCAGCCAUGUUUGGUCUCGCUGGUGACAAAUGGGGACGCAAGUGGCCCAUGGUCUUCAACAUGAUCAUUCUUGGUGUUCUCCAAAUCGCCACAAUUUACAGCAGCACCUUCCAACAAUUCCUCGCCGUGCGAAGUCUGUUCGGUCUGUUCAUGGGUGGUGUCUACGGCAACGCCAUCGCUAUGGCUCUGGAACAGUGCCCCUCCAACGCCAGAGGCUUAAUGUCCGGCAUUCUUCAGCAGGGGUACUCAUUCGGCUACGUCUUGGCUGCAUGCGCCAACCUUGGCGUUGGAGGCAGUACCGAAAGUUGGAAGACUGUCUUUUGGAUUGCUGCUGGCAUUUCCAUCGCCGUCGGUAUCGUCCGAAUGUUCUUCCCCGAAUCCCAGCAAUUCCUCGAAGCCCGCGCCAAGGGCAAGAAGUCUUCCUCACCAGGCGCCUUCUGGCAAGACUGCAAGAAGAUGCUCCUCGCUGAAUGGAAGAUGUGCAUUUACUGCUGCUUCCUCAUGACCUGGUUCAACUACUACUCCCACACCUCCCAAGACUCCUACACCACCUUCAUGCUCGAGCAGAAGGAACUGAACAACUCUGCCGCGUCUCGUGCUUCCAUCCUCAUGAAGACUGGCGCCUGUGUUGGCGGUACCAUUAUCGGUUACCUGAGUCAGUUUGUUGGCCGUCGACGUGCCAUUAUCGUCUCCGCCUUUAUGUCUGCUCUUCUCAUCCCAGCUUGGAUCCUCCCUACGACUGAAAGAGGGUUAAGUUGCUCGGGAUUUUUUAUUCAAUUUUUCGUGCAGGGCGCGUGGGGCGUGAUCCCUAUUCAUCUCAACGAGCUCUCUCCUCCUGCCUUCCGAUCUUCAUUCCCUGGUGUCACUUACCAGAUUGGCAACAUGAUAUCAUCCCCUUCAGCCCAGAUCGUCAACGCCAUCGCGGAAAAGACAUUUAUUACUCUCGGAAACGGCGACAAGGUCGAGGCAUACGGGCCUGUCAUGGGGGUAGCUACCGCUAUCAUUGCUCUCGGCAUCAUGUUUACUACUAUGUUUGGCCCGGAGAAGCGUGGACGAGCUUUCGAACAUGCAGUUGCUGGUGUUCAGAACGAGGAGCUUCCCCAUCACCAAAAGAAGGAUAUUGAGACUGCUAGCGUUGAGCAGGUCGAGAUGGACGAGAGGAAGAAGUCAAAGGAGGAGGUUUAA
Fusarium coffeatum is the source of this 1551-nucleotide messenger RNA. RefSeq lists its product as uncharacterized. Lineage: Eukaryota; Fungi; Ascomycota; Sordariomycetes; Hypocreales; Nectriaceae. The record is from RefSeq and is a predicted model, not a curated record. Gene Ontology annotation, biological process: transmembrane transport; carboxylic acid transport. Bases 1 to 1551 code for a protein of 516 amino acids. The transcript has 3 exons. Gene Ontology annotation, molecular function: carboxylic acid transmembrane transporter activity. Gene Ontology annotation, cellular component: plasma membrane.